AUGGCAUCAAUCCCUGCGAGAGGUCUUCGAGGAUCCGAAGACUCGGGGACAACAAGUAAAAAUGUCUCGCCGCCGUUCUCUUCUCGUCCAUCACAAUCGUCGAUGUCCUCGGUCGAUGGGCCCAACCACGCUGCUAUCAUAGGCUAUGCCUGUCGCGUUGCUGGUGCAGAUCGUCCAAGUAAACUCUGGGACAACAUUGUCGAGCAGAGAGAUCUGCGGCAAAAGAUGCCCUCUAAUCGAUUUAAUAUUGAGAACUUCUACCAUCCUAAAGGAACAAACAAGGGAACGACGAAUGCCAAGCAUGGGUACUUUCUUGAUCAAGAUCUAGGGGUGUUUGACCGUAGCUUUUUCCGCAUUUCCGGCAAGGAAGCCGAGGCUAUGGACCCCCAGCAGCGCCUCCUUCUUGAAGUGGUGUAUGAGGCGCUCGAAGACGCCGGCCUUACUUUGGAUGAGAUAGAUGGAUCAAACACCUCGGUCCUGUGUGGCUCAUUUACAAAUGACUACAAUUCCAUGGUCACCAAGGAUUUGGAGUACUACCCCAAAUACACUGUCACGGGAACAGGAAAUGCAAUCCUCGCCAAUCGUGUGUCAUAUGCAUUCAACCUUAAAGGGAUGAGUCUCACAAUUGAUACUGCAUGCUCUUCCUCUCUGGUCUCUUUCCACCUCGGCGCCCAAGCCAUCCAGAAUGGAGAAUGUGACAUGUCCAUUAUUGUGGGCUCAGCGCUCCAUUUUGAUCCGAAUAUCUUCAUUACCAUGACAGACUUGGGCAUGCUGUCCGAAGAAGGACGCUGUCGGGCAUUUGAUGCCGAUGGCAAAGGUUACGCGCGAGGAGAUGGAAUAUGCGCCGUCAUCCUACGCGGACAGAACCAGGCGCAACUGCAUGAAGACCGGAUUCGCGCUGUUGUGAAAGCCACCGGCUCUAAUCACGAUGGAAUGACACAGGGGAUCACUCUGCCUUCCUCGGAAGCACAGGUGGCCCUGAUCCAACGAACUUAUCAAUCCUGCGGCUUAGAUCCCGCCGACACACAAUAUGUAGAAGCUCAUGGCACCGGCACCGCUCGUGGGGAUCCCCUGGAGAUGCGAGCCAUCGGUACGUGCUUUGCCUCCAAGCAGCGCAGUCAGCCCCUAUACGUUGGAUCUGUCAAGACCAAUAUAGGACAUGCUGAAGGAGCGUCUGGACUCGCCGGCCUGAUCAAAGCCACAAUUGCCCUCGAAAAAGGCAAAAUCCCACCAAAUAUGCAUUUCAAGAGACCGAACAAAGAAAUCGCUUUUGACGACUGGGGGAUUCAAGUGCCCACGGAUUUGAUCGAUUUCCCCACCAACAGUCAGGGUACAAAGAGAGUCAGUAUUAAUUCUUUUGGCUAUGGUGGUUCCAAUGCACAUGUGAUCCUCGAAGCAUAUGAUACAUUUCCCAACAAUAUCGACCAACCAGUCUCGAUGCUUCCAAAAGCCUUUGAGGCUGAUGUCAUUGGUCGUCCGUUCCUGGUGCCAUUAACCUCGCACUCGGAGAAAGCAGGGAAGGUGUGGACUGACAGCCUGACGGCUUAUCUGCAAGAAAAGCCGGAGACUCUCGUGUCCGAUUUGGCUUACAGUCUGAUCAAUCGUCGGACCCUUCAUGAAAAACGAUCCUUCGUCAUUGGAACAAGCGCAGGGGACGUCGCGAACAAGCUGGAAAACGUGCCCCCAUGGACAAGGGCCAAAAAAGAGCCGCUACGACUAGGAUUUGUUUUCACCGGCCAGGGUGCCCAAUGGCAUUCAAUGGGCCGCGAAUUGAUUGCCAAGGCUUUGAUAUUCAGGCAGACGUUGGAAAGAGCCGAUCGCGUUCUAUCCGGUCUACCGGAUGGUCCAAAUUGGUUGAUUGUGGAGGAGCUCUCCAGAACAAAAGAAGAGUCAAGGCUCGCAGAGACCGAGUUAUCUCAGCCUGUCUGCACAGCUGUGCAAUUGGCUCUUUUGGAGCUCCUAAAGAGUUGGGGGGUCGUUCCCACAGCAUGUGCUGGACAUUCGUCAGGGGAGGUAGCAAGUGCGUAUGCGGCAGGGAUUUUAUCUUUCGACAGCGCAAUGUGUGUGGCAUAUUAUCGCGGUCUGCACAUGUCAAAGAAAGCGCUACAGUCAGGAACGGAUGAAAUCUCAGGGGCGAUGUUAGCUGUGGGAUUAGGGGAAGCUGAAGCUGCCUUGGAGAUCAAGGCCUAUCCAGGUCGAGUGGUCAUCGCCGCAGUGAAUAGCCCAUCUAGUGUCACUCUGUCCGGAGACGAAGAUGCAAUCAUCGCUGUCAAUGAAGACUUGCAAGCACGAAAUGUUUUUGCCCGUCGCUUGCAGGUAAAACAGGCGUUCCACUCCCACCACAUGAGCCCCCUCGCGCCGGCGUACGAGAAAGCGCUAGUCGAAUGCCCUAAAUUUGCGGUAAAACCCUCUGAAACUCGAAUGUUCUCUAGUGUUACUGGCCGAGUGGCCAAAUCAGACAAAAUGGGACCAGAAUACUGGGCUGCCAACAUGACUGGCACUGUCCGAUUCUCUGAUGCCUUGAUCGGAAUCCUCCUCGACGAUAUGGAAAAUGAAAACCUCGAUGUCUUGAUCGAAAUUGGACCUCAUCCAGCACUUAAGGGCCCAUCUAAGCAGGUGAUGAAGAGCUUAAACAUGGACCUGCCGUACCUUGCAUCUUUGACCCGAGGAGCCCCAGACUUCGAGGGAAUGCUGGCUUUGGCUGGCCAGCUCUUUCAACUGGGCUACCCAGUCGACCUGUCAGCACUUAAUAGUGACAUUUAUCUUACCGAAAACAAUUUUGCACGUCAAGUAUUCUCUCCACAAAAGCUGUCCGACCUGCCAACGUAUGCAUGGGAUCAUUCCGAGCGGUUUUGGGCGGAGACCCGAAUCAUCCACGAGCAUCGGCUACGUCCCCAUCGGCAUUCAAUUUUGGGCGCCAUCAUGCCCGGCUCAAUUGAGAAACAUACUCGUUGGCGGAAUUACUUGAGGAUUCGAGAGUUACCCUGGCUUGGCGACCAUGUGGUGGAUGGGAAGGUCGUCUUUCCAGCAGCAGGUUAUAUGAGCCUUGCCAUUGAAGCUGCAAUCCGAGCGAAGGGAAUGGUCGGUGAUUUCAGUGGUCUAGCUCUACGCGACAUAUCGAUAAAAGCCGCGUUGGUUCUUGACGACUCUGAUAUGGGUACCGAGAUGAUCCUGGAUAUCCGCCCUCAAACCACUUCCGCCAAGUCUAAGUCCACUACAUGGCUUGAGUUCUCCAUUUUCUCAUAUGCCGCUGGUGGUGAGACUUGCACGGAGCACUGCACAGGUCUGGUUUCAGUUGGAGAUUAUGCGAGUGGCCAGAUGUCACGAGAGGAACAUGAACAACGACAGAAGCAAAGCACCUCAUGUUCCUCCGCGCGGGGCUUCUACCGUCAUUUGCAUGACCUUGGACUGCAGUACGGGGCAGGUUUCCAGCUCCUUACUGGGAAUAUAGAGUGUGGUUCUGGUUUCGCUUCCUCGACACUCACUUUCAAUCCUGAGCAAUAUGCAAGUCAACCUGCAGAUGUGACUGUUCUUCACCCGACCAUGUUAGAUGCCACAUUUCACACCAUAUUUGCUGCUCUCGAGGGUCUUGUGGGAAGGGACCUGGAUGUAGCCUUUGUGCCCACCUUCCUCCAAUCAUUGGACAUUUUGCCCGAGAUGAUACCGAUCAAGGAUGCCAAGGGGCCGCAGGAGGUAUGGGUGGCAUCAUCGGCUCAUUUCUCUGGCCCUCGAGCUGCAGUCAGUGACUUGGUAGUCUACAAUCAAGACACCGGUCGGGCAUUGGUGUCUGUCGCUGGCCUUCGGCUUACUUCAUUGAGUAAUGGGGACGAUGUCAAUGACCGCUCUUUAUUCUUCCGUACACGGUGGCAACCAGCCUUUGAUCAUCUGAUGACUUCGCCUUCACCAGCUCUGCACCAGGCAAGCCUAGAACACAUGCUCCAUCUCUUCGUGCAUCAGCACCCGAACACAAGGAUGCUCCAUUUCACCCCUGAUAUUAAGCAUACGAAGGAUAUUGUACACUUGCUGACUGAAAAGACCAACGAACGGCGAGUCUUCCAGUCUAUCACAGCCGUUGCAAGUAACACAUCAUUCGAUGAUCAAUUUCAAGAUGAGCUAGCGGUGUUGCAAAAAGAGUGGCCGGGUCUUGUUCUUUCUGAAGAACCAGAAGAGCAGAGUUUUGACUUGGUGCUUGUAAGCAAUGCCAGAGAUCAAGACGUUUUACCCUACAUCAAAGAUGACGGCUAUGUUCUCACCGACGGCUGCCGCAUUGAUCAUUCGAACUUGAAGAUGGUAUUCGAUGGGCAAAACUUCAAUGUGUGGCAGAAGAACACGGAGACUCUAUGCCACCAGAAACCAAUCCUCUUAUGUCUGGCACCCAAGCCAUCCCGCCGUACGCUAGAUCUGGUAUCGCAUAUCAAAGCUGGAAACAAGCAGCGGUCCAUCUCUUCUGUCUCGAUCACUGAGCUACCAAGCAAACUGAGCGAGAACUCCGACUUGGUCAUUUUGGCUAGCUUAGACCAAGAUCUAUUUGCGCAGAUGAACCAGGAGGAUGAGCUCGUUUUCAAUGCCACCAGGGAAGUGCUCACUCGCCCAGACAUGAAUGUCCUAUGGCUGCUUCACGGAGCCACCUCUAACGUGACCAGCCCUAUGGGUGCUUUGAUCAUCGGGUUGAGUCGGAGCGCGCGGUCCGAAAAUGACAGCUUGCGGCUGCUAACUUUGGAUCUUCCUGAUGAAUGGUCUCACGAGUCGGUUGUGCCGUUGAUUCCUCAACUUUUGGAUCCCGCAACCCAAGAAGAGGAGUUCUCUUUUAGGGAAAAUGUACUUUCCAUUCCUCGCGUUGUGAACGAUGACGGCCUUAAUUCAAUGGUUCCAGGAGGCGUGGCUUCAGGAGCCAAGGCCGAGCCUUUCAGUUCCGAACAUCCCAUCAGGCUUGCUAUUGACCAAGUUGGUUUACUGGAAACGCUUGUCUGGGAGGAAGAUCCUGAGAUUAUAAACGAGGAUCUCGCGGGAGAUGAUAUUGAAAUUGAUGUCCGCGCUUCCGCCAUAAACUUCCGAGACAUUGCUGCCGCUGUGGGUAUUAUCGAUGACUAUAUGUUAGGCGACGAGUGUGCUGGCAUUGUCCGGAAGGUGGGAAAAAAUGUCGAUCCUGCAGAUUUCCAGCCUGGAGAUCGUGUGGUGGCUCUGCGACCCGGGAGAGGAGCUCAUCGCUCCGUCGUCCGAAACCCUGCCUGCCACUGCUACCGGCUGGGUCAAAUUCCCUUCGAACAGGCAGCCGCCCUGCCUUUGAUUCUGACCACCGCUUACUACUCCCUUGUUGAUACCGCCAGACUACAACCAGGCGAAACUGUUUUGAUUCAUGCUGCAGCUGGAGGAGUCGGUCAGAUAGCAAUUCAGAUUGCGCAAAUGAUCGGUGCCAAUAUCAUCGCCACCGUUGGCUCUCCCGCAAAACGGGAUCUAUUGAAAUCUCAGUAUGGUCUGGCUGACGAGGCUAUUCUGAACUCUCGAGACGAUAGCUUUGUCGCUGGAGUGAUGAAGCUGACGGGCGGCAGGGGCGUGGAUGUGGUCCUGAACAGUCUGGCUGGGAAGCUUCUUCACGCGUCUUGGAACAGCUUAGCCACAUUUGGCCGCUUUGUCGAGAUUGGAAAACGUGACAUCCAUGAGAACUCGACUAUUGGGAUGGAGCCAUUUCGACGAAACGUUUCGUUUUCAUCAGUUGAUUUGGUAACCAUCUACAAACAGAAUCGUCAGUUAGGUGCCAGGCUGCUCAGCCACUGCUGCAAUCUAGUCCACGAAGGUAAGAUUAAAUUACCCGAGACUAUCUUCACACUUCCGUAUUCAGAGGCUGUGAAGGGGUUUAGAAUGUUGCAGAUGGGUCAGCACACUGGAAAAGUGGUUCUGGUGGCCAACAGUGACAAGGUCGAAGUUGCGGUCCGCCCGUCGACUUGGAAUACCUCAAAAAAUCAACUCAGCCCAGACAAGACAUACCUGAUCGUUGGUGGCUUGGGGGGUUUGGGACGCACCUUGGUUGAGUGGAUGAUGCAGCGACAAGCUAAAAGCCUCGCCAUCCUCUCGCGAUCUGGUGAAGAUCGUGAGGAGGCAAGAUCUACAGUUUCAUGGCUACGAACACGCGGUGUGAAGGUCACCGUGUACAAAGGAGAUGUCGCCAAUCACACCGAUGUACAAAACUGCAUCAGCAAGAUUCAGAAUCUGGGGGGCGUGAUUCAUGCUGCCAUGAUUUUGGCCGACGCUCCGCUGCAGAGCAUGACUUAUUCUCAAUGGCACAAAUGCGUUCAACCCAAAGUGCAUGGAGCGUAUAACCUGCAUAACGCGACAAUGGGUAUCCCGCUCGAUUUCUUUGUAUGCUUCUCCUCUAUUUCCGCAUUUUUCGGCGGUAAGGCGCAGGCGAAUUAUGCUGGUGCGAAUGCCUGUCUAGACAGCCUGAUGGGCUAUCGCCGACAGCUUGGCCUACCUGCUUCCACUAUGAACUGUGGGCGCAUAACUGGGCAUGGCGUUGCAGCUGAAGAUGCGGCGCUGGAACGAUUCAUGGAGGAUCAAGGCUAUGAAGGGGUUAACCGUCAGGAGCUACUCUACCAAGUAGAGAAUGCCAUCUUCCCACAUGUCCCCUCGCAAGUCUCUCCAAGUGGACUUGACUUGUACCAGACCCUGACAGGUGUCACUCUUGCGCGUGACGAUGUCUUUUGGGCCAAAAGAUCCAUCUUCAAAAAUCUAUAUCGCAACCAUGACUUCAACGCGCAAUCCGGCCAGCGAGGAGCUGGGGGAGAAAUCAGUCUGUUGGCUGUAUUUAAGCAGGUCACAGAUCCUCAGGAGCGGUUCGAUCUCAUUCUGGAGCGAUUUGUCAACAAGCUCUCCGUUCUACUUGGUCUGUCGCCCGAAUCACUCAAGCCGGCAGAUCCAGUUUAUGGACUAGACUCAUUAGUGGCCAUCGAGCUGCGCAACUGGUUCACUAAGGCCUUGGGAGUCGACAUAGCUUUGUUUGAUGUGCUUGCAGCCCCAUCUAUCAGAGCCUUGGUAGAGAAAUGCGUGACUUUGUUUGGUACGCAAGAACUUAAGGCUCCUCGGUCAGGGCCACAGAAUACCAAUGCUUCCUCACCACAAGUUAGCGCUACGCCGCAAGAUAGAGCAUCUCUGAACUUCCCGAAAGCCGACUUGUCGCAGCCACUCCCCCUUGUCCACCUUUCAGACCCGCUUAUGGUUCUCUCACAUGCUCGCUGCAGACAAGUCGCUACUGAAUCUUCCAAUUGUUAUGCACCUUCAUGGGCAGCCUGA
Messenger RNA from Penicillium pulvis, 7287 nucleotides. Its product is annotated as type I polyketide synthase. The record is from RefSeq and is a predicted model, not a curated record. NCBI's taxonomy places the organism in Eukaryota, Fungi, Ascomycota, Eurotiomycetes, Eurotiales, Aspergillaceae. Gene Ontology annotation, molecular function: fatty acid synthase activity; oxidoreductase activity; 3-oxoacyl-[acyl-carrier-protein] synthase activity. The coding region runs from base 1 to 7287 and encodes 2428 amino acids. The transcript is spliced from 2 exons. Gene Ontology annotation, biological process: secondary metabolite biosynthetic process; fatty acid biosynthetic process.